CCUCUCCUGAGUGCUAAGGGCUUCAUGCCCCCUGGGGAUGAUGGAGGUGGUGGGGGAUUUUGAAUACAGCAAGAAGGACCUGAUAGGGCACGGAGCCUUUGCUGUGGUCUUCAAAGGUCGCCACCGCAAGAAAACUGAUUGGGAAGUGGCUAUUAAAAGCAUUAACAAAAAGAACUUGUCGAAGUCUCAGCUCCUGCUUGGGAAAGAGAUAAAAAUUUUAAAGGAACUUCAACAUGAGAACAUCGUAGCUCUCUAUGAUGUCCAGGAGAUGCCCAACUCUGUCUUCCUGGUAAUGGAGUAUUGCAAUGGUGGAGACUUGGCAGAUUACUUACAAGCCAAGGGAACCCUGAGCGAGGACACCAUCCGGGUGUUCCUCCAGCAGAUCGCUGCCGCCAUGCGCAUCCUCCACAGCAAAGGGAUCAUUCACAGGGACCUCAAGCCGCAAAAUAUCCUGCUGUCCUACACUAACCGCAGGAAGUCGAGCAUCAGCAGCAUCCGUGUCAAGAUAGCUGACUUCGGGUUUGCUCGUUAUCUCCAGAGCAAUAUGAUGGCUGCCACCCUUUGUGGAUCUCCUAUGUAUAUGGCUCCAGAAGUGAUUAUGUCCCAGCACUAUGAUGCUAAAGCCGACCUGUGGAGUAUAGGAACAGUGAUCUAUCAGUGCCUGGUUGGGAAGCCACCUUUUCAGGCCAACAGCCCUCAAGAUCUAAGAAUGUUUUAUGAAAAGAACAGGAAUCUGAUUCCUAGUAUUCCCAGGGAGACGUCAGCUUACUUGGCUGACCUGUUGCUGAGCUUGCUUCAGAGAAACCAGAAAGACAGAAUGGACUUCGAUGCCUUCUUCGGCCACCCCUUCCUCGAUCAGGUUUCAACUGUCAAAAAAUCUUGCCCUGUGCCAGUGCCGACGUACACCGGCUCUGUUUCCGGUAGUUCCUGCAGUAGUUCUCCCUCGUGCCGUUUUGCUUCGCCCCCAUCUCUCCCAGAUAUGCAGCACAUCCAGGAAGACAACCUUUCUUCGCCUCCCUUGGGGCCUCCAAACUACCUUCAGGUCUCCAAAGAUUCUGCCAGUACUAGUAGCAAGAACUCCUCUUGUGACACAGACGACUUUGUCCUGGUCCCGCACAACAUCACCUCCGACCAAUCAUAUGAUAUGCCUCUGGCAGCUGUCGGCAGACGGGCCUCAAGUGAAUUCUUGAUGUGUGGAGGGCAGUGCCAGCCUUCGGUCUCCCCCCGCAGCGAAACAGCACCCAUCCCGGUCCCCACUCAGCUGCGCAACUACCAGCGCAUCGAGCAGAACUUGACCUCCGCCGCCAGCCCCGUCUCAAAUCCUCACGGGUCGCCAAGAUCUGCUGUGGUCCGGCGGUCGAAUACCAGCCCCAUGGGCUUCUUGAAGACAGGCUCUUCUUCCCCAGUGCCGGCAGAUGCUGUGCAAGGUGUGGGGCGCAGGCUGUCCACGGGCUCCUCGAGGCCGUAUUCUCCUUCACCACUAGUUGGCACCAUCCCUGAGCAACUUGGACACUGCUGUUGUGGGCAGCUGCAAGGGCAUGAAGCCAGGAGCCGGAACUCCUCAGGCUCCCCGGCUCCCCAGUCUCAGUCUCCACAGUCCCUCCUGCUCGGAGCCCGGCUACAGAGUGUGCCGACCCUGACCGACAUCUACCAAAACAAACAGAAGCUUCGGAAGCAGCACUCGGACCCCGUUUGCCCGUCGUAUGCCGGCUAUGGCCAUUCUCCGCAGCCUGCCAGGCCCGUCAGCCUGGGGACGUCGCCCACCAAGCACAUGGGCUCCUCCCCCAGGAGCUCUGAUUGGCUCUUCAAAACUCCCCUGCCGACCAUCAUAGGCUCUCCCACAAAGGCAUCUGCUCCUUUCAAGAUCCCGAAAACCCAAGCAUCCUCCAACUUAGUGGGACUGGUCAGCCGCCAGGGGUCCGCAGCAGACGCCCCAUUGCAGCAGUUGAAAGACGUGAGCGAGAUGAGGGACUUCUCACAUUUCCACUUGACCCAGGGAAGUGAGAGACAAGCGGCAGAACAGCACGGCAAGGCUCUCUUUGGCAGGUCUGUAAGUACGGGCAAGCUGUCAGAUCAGCAAGCAAAGGCUGUUCUCGGCGGCCAGCUCUACCAGGGUAGCACAGACAGCCUUAAUACCGAACGGCCAAUGGAUACAGCUCCUCCAGGGGCCUGUGGCCUCGUAACGGUGACUCCUUCCAUGGGAGCUGGUACAUGUUCGAGAGCUGUGAUGUUCACUGUGGGAUCCCCUCCGAACAGUUCCACCCCUCCAACCUGCACCCACAUGGUCCUCAGAGCCAGGACGACAUCAGUUGGCUCCAGCAGUUCUGGAGGGUCUCUCUGCUCAACCAGCGGCCGUGUCCACAUGGGCUCUCCACCUGGGGUCUAUUUGGGCGCAUCUCCUCCUGGACCAGAGGCGGCACCAUGCCUGAAGUACAUGGCUUAUGGCACUUCACCACCCAGCUUGGAGGGGUUUAUCACUUUCGAAGCCCCUGAACUGCCGGAAGAAACUUUGAUGGAGCGAGAGCACACCGACACCCUGCGCCACCUGAACUUGAUGCUGGCCUUCAUCGAGUGCGUGCUGGACCUGACAGCCAUCCGGGGUGGGAACCCAGAUCUGUGCUCCUCAGCGGUCUCUCUGUAUCAGAUCCAGGAGAGCGUGGUCGUUGAUCAAAUCAGCCAGCUGAGCAAGGACUGGGGGCAAGUCGAACAGCUGGUGCUGUACAUGAAAGCAGCGCAGUUACUGGCCUCCUCCUUGCACCUGGCGAAAGCUCAGAUCAAAUCGGCAAAACUGAAUUUGUCUAGUGCUGUGAAGCAAGUGGUCAGAAACCUGAACGAAAGGUACAAAUUCUGCAUCGCCAUGUGCAAGAAGCUGACGGAAAAGCUGAACCGGUUCUUUUCGGACAAGCAGCGGUUUGUCGACGAAAUCAACAGUGUCACGGCGGAGAAGCUCAUCUACAGUUGCGCUGUGGAGAUGGUACAGGACGCAGCCCUGGAUGAGAUGUUUCAGCAGACAGAAGAUAUUGCAUACCGAUACCAGAAAGCAGCCCUGCUGCUUGAAGGCCUAGCAAAGAUUUUGCAAGACCCGGCCGAUAUAGAAAACAUCAAUAAAUAUAAGUCUAGUAUUGAGCGGAGGCUCUCUGCUCUUUGCUGCAGCGCAGUGGCCGUAUACGAACAGUAGGCGCAUCAUCCAAGACCACUCGGGGAUGUCCUGCCUCAGCAAAAUGGUCAGCCUUGGUUCUACUUAAAUGUUUUUCAUUUCUGUGGUUGACUACCAAAGAAAAAUGCAGUUAAUUCCGAGAAGGGGAGAAAUUCAAAACAACUGCGUAGGAGACUCGUCUUAUGACUGAUCUGGCCCUCUCUCCCUUCUCUUUUGCCGAGCAGCCAGAUUUUAAAAGACUC
This is a messenger RNA of Euleptes europaea (tarantolino), 3399 nucleotides long. It is a transcript of the gene ULK2, whose product is annotated as unc-51 like autophagy activating kinase 2. The transcript is spliced from 27 exons. Gene Ontology annotation, biological process: protein autophosphorylation; axon extension; peptidyl-serine phosphorylation. The record is from RefSeq and is a predicted model, not a curated record. Gene Ontology annotation, cellular component: cytoplasm; autophagosome. Gene Ontology annotation, molecular function: ATP binding; protein serine/threonine kinase activity. NCBI's taxonomy places the organism in Eukaryota, Metazoa, Chordata, Lepidosauria, Squamata, Sphaerodactylidae. Bases 38 to 3178 code for a protein of 1046 amino acids.